This is a messenger RNA of Apis laboriosa (Himalayan honeybee), 935 nucleotides long. RefSeq names its product neuferricin. NCBI's taxonomy places the organism in Eukaryota, Metazoa, Arthropoda, Insecta, Hymenoptera, Apidae. Gene Ontology annotation, cellular component: membrane; endomembrane system. The record is from RefSeq and is a predicted model, not a curated record. The coding region runs from base 1 to 831 and encodes 276 amino acids. The transcript is spliced from 4 exons.
AUGUUUUCUAAAUAUAUUUGGUUAUUGCCAUUAUUUGUAUCUAUUUUAUUAUAUUCAAAUGAUUAUUUGAAUGAUAUUACAUUUAAUUUUAUGAAUAAAUGGUUAAAUAUUACUAAAACUAUUUAUUCUAAUCUUGAUAGAAAAUUAAAUAUAAAAUCAAAUUUAGAUAUAAAUCAAAAAGUAUUUACAUCAAGUGAACUUAAGAAAUAUACAAAUCUGGAAGAUGGUUUAUAUAUUUCUAUAUUAGGUAAUGUUUUUGAUGUCACAAAAGGUGCAAAACAUUAUGGACCUGGUGCAACAUAUCAUGCAUUUACUGGACGUGAUGCAUCUUUAGCCUUUAUUACUGGAGAAUUUAAUGAUAAUAACUUGAUAGAUGAUAUCUCCUCGUUAUCUAUUCAGCAAGUCAAAGCAUUAAAUGAUUGGGUUCAAUUUUAUAAUAAAAAUUAUAUUUACAAAGGAAAAUUAAAUGGUAAAUAUUAUAACAAAGAUGGUUCCCCAACUAAAGAAUUUUAUAAUGUGCAAAAAAUAUUAAUAGAAGCAAAAGAGAAGCAAUUUGAAGAAAUACAUAAAAAACAAAUGUUUCCUCCAUGUAAUAUAGAAUGGAAACCAGAUUCUGGAACAGUUGUAUGGUGUACUAAAAAAAGUGGCGGAAUAGAAAGAAAUUGGAUUGGUGUUCCAAGAAUGCUAUUUGAAUCUCCAAAUUCUAAAGAAUAUAGAUGUGCUUGUGUAAAACUUGAUAGCAAAGAAUAUAAAGAGUUCAAGGGUAUGCUUAGAGAAUAUCCUCAAUGUCCAAAAUCUUCAAUAAAAUGUGCUGUGAAAACAAAAGAUUAAUAAAAAACAUAUCAUAGUUAAUAACAACAUAAUUUUAAUAUUUAUACUUUUAUAAUUCUAUUUUCUUAAUUCUGUAAAUAAUUAUUUAAUUUUAUUGUUUUUCU